Molecule: messenger RNA, 6111 nt
Organism: Pecten maximus
Lineage: Eukaryota; Metazoa; Mollusca; Bivalvia; Pectinida; Pectinidae
Product: zinc finger protein 532-like
Source: RefSeq, a predicted model, not a curated record
GUGGGAACUAUCACGUGGGUUUGUUUUUGAUGUAAAUAAUGCCCAUGGAUCGAUCAUCCGAAUUACUUUUUGCAAAACUAAUGAUUUACAGAGGACAGACAUGUACUUAUUCAAUGAUGAAUUCAACUAGGUAGAGAAUUAUGCAAUGGACUCCAAGUCUGAUGAAGUUGAUGGGAAGCCUGAAAGUGAGGUUGGAGUUAGAGAAAUCCUCCAAAGCGAUACUAUCGUGAUGAAGAUCCCCUCUGAAGUGGAAUCUGUAGACAGCGUAACUAGUAGCACUGCUAUCGGGAAAAACCAUUGCUCGGAUCACAGUGGGGAGAGAGAUCAAAUAUCUGCAGAAAUAAAUCAACAGGCUGAAGCAUCUGUCUGUGAUGUGGAGUCUUCAUCAGGACCUGAACUAGCAUCAGAUAAUGCUGAGACUGUAUCCAUGGAGACAGCCAAUCACCAGACUUCAGUAAGCAGUGAAGAUAAUAUAGUACCUGGUAACACGGAAUCUGUAUCCAUGGAGACAGCCAAUCACCAGACUUCAGUUAGUAAUGAUGGUAACACAGUACCUGGUAACACGGAAUCUGUGUCCAUGGAGACGGACAAUCAGCAGACUUCAGUAAACAAUGAAGGUAACACAGUACCUGGUAACACGGAAUCUGUAUCCAUGGAGACGGCCAAUCAGAAGACUUCAGUAAACAAUGAAGGUAACACAGUACUUGGUAAUGGGGAGACUGUAUCCAUGGAGACGGCUAAUCACAACACAGCACCUGGUAACACAGAAAUUGUAUCAAUAGAGACUGUCAAUCACCAGACUUCAGUAAGCAAUGAAAGUAAGAUGUCGGCCACAGAACAUGCAGUAACUGAUAGUACUGCAGUUCAGAAACCUUGUUUUGAUGAAAGUUGUGAUGCUGAAGGUGCUGUUCCAAGUAAGAAAAUCAAUACAGAGACCAUAGACUCCACUGAUAAUAAACAGUCUACAGAUAUCUCAAUGGAGACAGAAGAUUCAGUAGUGGAUAGCUCCAGUGAUUUUAGUCAGAUACAGAUUACAUGUGUUCAAAGCAUAGCCACAUAUUCUCCACAGAUGGAAUUCGGAGACAGCAUACAAACUUCUUCAGAAGGCAAGGAGGCAUUGCAUCUGGUGCCUAGUGAAGUGUCUGAGAUAACUGCCAUGGAGGUGAUCUCUGUACGUGGUGUGACAUCUAGUGUAGAACAAACUACCAAAGAAAGUGACAUAUCCACAACACAAAUCAAUGUUUCUUCCUCAGAUGUCAAUCAAAUCGCUGAUUCUGAAGACCAAACAUCUAGUAAUCAUUCUGUAACAUCAACUGUAGUAAAAAGCGACUUUCAAAUAUCCUCAGAUAUUUCACAGACGUCAACAGAACAAACAGAUGUAGCAAGCCAUGAAAGGUCUCCCUUAACAGUGACAAAUGAAGUGAAAAAUAUUUCGACAGAGGCAAAUGCAUCCUAUGUCUCAUCAGAAAAAAUUACAUCAUCCACAGUAUGUACACUGUCUAAACCAGAGGAAAAAAAUCGGAUCAAAACUAUUGAAAAUUCUGAGAAAUCAUCCGGUCAAGAAAAAGUUAGUGAACUCACAGUGACUUUCAGUGUAAAUUCAGCAACACAUCAGCCUGUUAUCACCAGUUCCAAGAAGGUUAGUUCAGGUGUUGACAAGGUAAUUAACAACCUACUUCCAAUUAGUCCUAAAGUACUAGCUGUCCAGUCCAACGCCAACGAAUCUCAAGAUAUGAAGAAGAGUUCAGUUUCUCAGAAAUUCAGUACAUACACGCUAAAUAAAGCGAGGACCAUGCUUCAUUCUGCCUUAGGAACAAUGCCAGUGGUUGUUAACCCUGUUUCCCAGCUGCAGCAGCUGAACCCAAACCUGUCCACAGUGGCAGACAAUAGCGGCUUGUCAGUGAAAGUCACAAAACAGUCUUCUAAUGUUGAUAAAGCAGAGGAACAUGGAGAUAUAUUGGACAUACUUAAGACUCAUCAGAAGGAGGCUGUCCCUGAAAAGAAAUCACAAGAAACUUCUACUAUCAACAAAAAUUCUGGAAAAGGAAAAACCCCGGAGAAAGGAAGUAAUCAGAUAGCAAAAAAGUCAACCACUAAGAAGCCUGCAGUUACAAUCAAAGAUACAAACCUGGAAACUAGUGUUAAACAGGAACCGGUUGAUGGUUAUAAUGGGUAUGGUUAUAGUACGCCAGCCAAAGAGACCUCCGGUAAUCAAGUCUCCACACCCUCAAUAGUGAUAGAGAAUGUCCAGGGAAAUCCUACCUCACCCGCUGUCAACCAUAACAGCUUGUCCAGUCAGGUGAAAUGUGUUCCUCCUGUAGCAUCCUCUCAAAAAAGUCUUCAACCUGGUCCCGUAGCACCGAUAAAUAGAAAUCCUACCAUUUUGAGCAAACUGGUCCCUUCAGAUUCAGUGAGAGCCAUAGUUCCAACUUUAAAGAGCACAACAAUCAGUGAUCUUACUAAAAACAACCGUUUUGUACCUGUGAUGGCUGGACUGGGCCCUGCUACGGGUCCAAACAGGGUGACUAUCCGUCUCUCCAAUAGUAUUGCUGCCCCUGUCAAUCCCAUACCAGUUCCUAAUAUGCCUAGACCCUACCGGGCUCCUAGACCUAUUCAGCCUAAGGCACUGGAGAUUCAUCAACCCAUGGUCAAUACCACUGCAGUUACAAACAAAAUCUCCACACCAGCUUUGGCUCAGACGCCUAGUAAUAUCAAGACUUCUAUACCUCAGCCUAUGUCGGUGUCUACAAUCAACAUUGAUACAGUCGGUCUUCCACGAAUCACAGAACUCAUUGCCAGGAAAAAUCCCAUACCUAACUACAAGGCACCAAUUGUUCCUGAGAAUCUGAAGGGCAUGAUUAAGGAUAACCGAUAUCUUUGUUACGAGUGCGGAGACCUUUUCUGGAUUGAGUCAAGUCUUUUGCAGCACCGAGGCCGUUACAGUAUGAAAAUAAUCUACAAAUGUGAUGAAUGUAACAAACAGAAAUGUUUCUUCAAUAAAUGUCAGUUUCUUGGCCAUCUUCGUCAGCAUCUCAACAUCGAUAAAAGUCAGGCUGUCCCAAUCCACAUAAAGUCGGACUCGAUCUCAAUAGCACCACUUCCUAAGGUAUAUGAAUCCCUGGUAUUUCAGACUCCAGGUGAACCAUGGACUAACUCUGAAGAAAAGAAUCAGAGGACAGUGAAAGAGGCACCAUCCAGAAAGCGUUGUCAUGAGUGUGGGGUUCAGAUGUCUGUGGAAGAGAUGUCUUUUCACUACAAUACAGCCUCCACUAAAUGUGACUUCAGAAACAUCUGUGGCACCUGUAAUAUGGUACUGCCGUCUAUCUGUUCACUGAGGGCCCACCGUUGUCUCCAUGGCGAUCACCGCUACACCAAACUCGACACCUCCAUCUGUCCAGAGUGUGGGGAACAAUUCUUCAAGAAAGUUAUAACUUAUAAGGAAAAAACUCUCGAUUCUAGAAGUGCGUUUAUUCAGCAUUUACGAUACCAGUGCUGCCAUAUCAGUCGUAUUGCACAAAUGCAAUGUCCGCAAAUUAAGAAUCAUAUUCUUGCUAAACUUGAUCAGUAUUACAAAUGUCAGGUGUGCCCGAUGGCCUUCAGGACAGCUGCGGGGUUUGAACGGCACUUUGUUACCCAUCAGAAAGGUCACCCCUCAGAAAAAGACUACAAACGCAUUUAUAAAUGUCAUGUCUGCGACACGGUCCUGGAUGACAUAGCUGUGCUGGAGUUACACAUAGCAGGUCAUGUUAAGGAAUUCAAGCAAUUGUGCACAUAUGGGUUCGUAUGCAUUGAAUGUAGACAAGUAUUUUCCAGUAAGGAGCACCUGUCUAAGCAUAUUAAGGAGACCCAUGCUCAGAUAGCUAACAAGACUAUGUGUCUGAAGUGUAACAAGUCAUUUGGAAACGUGUACGAGUGCUUUCUUCAUGAUCUAAUGAUGCAUCGCAGCUCUUUAGUCCCAGAAUACAGACCGUGUAAGAUUUGUGGCGAUGUCAUGGAAUUGGAAGCAUAUCUGGCUCAUCCUUGCAUCAAGAAAAAGACCAAAGAAAAAUAUGUUUGUAAUUUUUGUGACAAAGAGAUCGUGAAAAAGAAGCACUUGACACAACACAUGGAGUGGCACAAAAGUAAUGGGGCUGCAGUGUGUUUGAAAUGCUUCAGGACAGACUUCUCUGACAUGGACAAGUUAAAAGAUCAUGAAGUAAUGUGUUUGGGUACUGAGCAGGGUCAAGUCAAAUCUGGCGAACUGUGCAUUGAUUGUAAGCUGCGAUUUAAGAAUAAGGAGGUAUUGGAGAAACAUCGAGCACUUCACCAUCCAAAUUUGUUCCCCUGUCACCUUUGUGGCGCCACAUAUCAGAAUAAAGAUGACCUCAAAAAUCAUGUUACUGUGAAGCAUGUUGCCAAGCGACAUGUAUAUCCCUGUCAAAUUUGUAAUGGGCGGGGCAUAAAGAGAGUGUUUUCAUCCAAUGCUCUUCUGGAAAAGCAUCUGACAUGUCGCCAUAGACAAGGAAAGAAUCAUGUUAUUACUCAGAAAUUUCUCAAGCAAGAAGAAGAAGAGUCGUCUGGGGAACCUGAUCAAGAUAAAGAAGAUGAAGCCUCUAAGCGUAAAACGGAUGAGGUUGCAAACACUGAUCAGCCAUUCAAGAAGCUAAGGGUUGAAGGGGAAACCAGAUUCACAUGUGCAAAAUGUUCUCUGACUUGUGAGGACCGAUCAACCUUUCUGAAACACCUGGAGAAUCACAAGGUCGAAAACUUCAUCCAGUGCAUGGAGUGUGGCCUGUCCUUCGCAGUGUUACCAUCUCUCAGAAAGCAUCUCUUUAUGGUUCAUAAGGUUAAGGACUUUAACACAUAUUGCCAAGAUAAUGGCAUAGAAGAGGCAAUGGAUGUGGAUUAUGACAAGGAAAUACGCGAUAUUCCACCUGUUCCUGAGAUGGAAGUUUCACAAGAUAGUGAUUCAGUGGAGGAAGAAGAUAUUACUAGAAAUCCUCUUGAGUGUCGUGUGUGCCAUCGUGUGUUCGAUUCAGAGACUGACCUUCGCACACAUACACGAACACACGGCAUGGCUUUUAUACGCAACAAACGCAGGAAUAAGAUGGUACCGUCAGCCACGACCAAACCCCCACAGAUGAAUGGUGUCGACACAGAAGAGGAAGACUCAUCUCUCAGCUUUGAUUAGAAGGAUUAGAAGGGUCGGUAAUAUGGACAAUUUUUGUGUGGCAGUACUAUGAUUAAGUUUUCAGAAAAUUUGAGGUUCAAUCUGACCAAAAGCUCAUCUGUAUCAAAGGGUCAAGUAUGUUUUGUUGAGGUGCAUGUCGGUUAACUCUUUCAUUGAAUUGACUUCUUCACAACCAACUUCUUCUUAUUCACCAAAAGGCUUAGAAUGAUGAUACUUAAGUUUUACAAAGUGUAUGUGAUGAUACUUAAGUUUUACAAAGUGUAUGUAAAUAAAUGACCUUAGCCCAUAUUGAAGGUCAUGAUCGUUAGGCUUUGUAAAAAUGCUCAAAUGAUUUUUGAUGAUCAAUCACUUCAGCUUGCAGUCACAGUAUUUGGCCAGUGUCUGCUUUACUGUGUGAUAGACAAAUAAAAUGACCUUGAUAUGUAUUCUGGUCACUGUUUCAAAAUUAUAACUUUUAGAUUUCCUGGAUAAAGCUUCACUUUGAAAGUCUCACAAGUGACAAAGUUUAAGAGAAGUGAUAUAUAUAUAUAUAUAUUAUAAUGUCAGAUGUGUUAUGCUAACUACUGAAGCUAAUUUAAAGAAUAUUUACUUUAAAAGUCACAGUUAUGAAAUGUAUCGCUAAACAUUGAAUACUAGGAGAGAAGUGCAGGCCCUUUGGGCCUUGUAAUUUGUGUCGGUUUAUUGUGGUGAUAUUGCACAUGUGCAAAUUGAAUUUUACUAGCAUUGUGGAGCAUAAAAAAUUAGGUGUACAAUUAAUGCAAAUGAUCUAUAUAUAUAUCUGUAACAGGGUACAUGUUAUUGAUAUUUACUCCAUGUGCUUGUAGGGGAAUUGUUUAAGUUCUUAUAUCAUAACAUUACAAUAUGUAUACUAUGCAUUUCAAAAUUUGAAAGUGAAGUACUGUAAUUAAAGAUACAUGCCACAAAAACUGUCAGAUAUUGUA